Microstroma glucosiphilum is the source of this 891-nucleotide messenger RNA. RefSeq lists its product as hypothetical. Gene Ontology annotation, biological process: nucleotide-excision repair; proteasome-mediated ubiquitin-dependent protein catabolic process. Gene Ontology annotation, molecular function: protein binding; damaged DNA binding. Lineage: Eukaryota; Fungi; Basidiomycota; Exobasidiomycetes; Microstromatales; Microstromataceae. The record is from RefSeq and is a predicted model, not a curated record. The transcript has a single exon. Bases 62 to 664 code for a protein of 200 amino acids.
CACUGAUGAACGACCACUGCUUUGCCAUCGCUGCCAUAUCUUCACCUCACCUACCAACAUCAUGAUUACCGUCACAAACCCAGACGACGAUGGGAUCUACCCCCUUGACUGCGACACCAGCAUCGCACUGGCAGACGUAAAGGCGCUUCUGGAAGCAGACUCGUCCAUUCCAGCUUCACGCCAGGCCCUCUACUUCAAUGGCGCCCCAAUGCAAGACGACAGCAAGACUCUUCAGGGCUACGGUGUGGGAGAUGGUGAUCUUCUUCUCCUCAGAGAUGCUCAAGCUGGCCAAUCUUCCUCUUCCGCUGCUGCUGGGCGUGGCAGUAGCAACACCUCCACCGCGCCUCCUGCAGGUGCUCCUCGCAAUGAGGAGGAAGCUAUUGAGCAACUCCGCCAACAAGUGCUCACUGAUUCUCACCUCAUGACUCAACUACGCCAAAGCAACCCUCAGCUUGCCAACGCUGCCUCUUCGUCUCCGGCUGAAUUCGCAAGGUUGCUGGGAGAGAUGAGGCGGCAGAUGGGACAGGUUCAAAAUGAGAGAGCAAGGGCAGAAGCUGAGCUGGCCGCUGCUGACGAAUUCGACAUCGAUGCUCAACGGAGGAUUGAGGAGGCCAUUCAGGCCGAAAACGUCAUGGCCAAUAUGGAACAUGCCAUGGGUGAGUGAAUCACUGCUCAAGGCGAGGCUGGUGGACCGAUGCUCAUGCAUCUUCUUUUCCCAUAUCGCCUUACAGAGUACAGCCCCGAGAGCUUCGGGAGGGUUCACAUGCUGUACGUUGCUACCGAAGUGAACGGUGUAGAAGUGAAGGCGUUCGUCGACUCCGGCGCACAGUCAACAAUCAUGUCACCCGAAUGCGCCGAGCGGUGCGGUAUUAUGCGACUUCUGGAUCGGCG